AUGCUUUGUGUUCAUUACAAUAAAGCCAAAAGACGAUAAAGCAGACGCAGUGAGGAAAUUAUGACUUUUAUAGCUAUAUAAUUUUUAUACCACCAUUACUUUAGCAAUGGCUAGCGUCUUUCAAAGGCCUUAAUCCCAAAGUGACAUUUUGUCUCUAGGAAACUAGUUUUCUAAUAUUUCAUAUAGCAAUAGGUCCCAGACACCUAUUAUAAAGGCUAUAAGAUUUUGGACUAUAUUACUUGUAAUAUAGGCAUAUAUAUAUCUAAUUAACUCUUUAAAUACGGACAAGGUGUUAGAUAUCAGGUAAAAACCUAUAUAAGUAAGAUAAAUAAUAAAUACAUUUUGUCUAUAUAUUUUUUCAAAUAAACAAUUUGCGCUAUUUCAAUAGAAAAAUUCGUGGUGCAUUAAAUGCUGAGAUAGAAGCAGUUGUUCCGUAGGAACCACAACAAAAUGAUGUUGUUCUACACGGAUGAGAUUGAUUGCGGUACGAGACUGUACUUUUGACUGUCAAGUUUUGAAGUAGCCUAAGUGCACAACCGCCUGCACACAGACAGAUAAUAAAGAAAGAAAGAAAUUCAACGAGAAACGCGUUUGUCGAGCAUGACGAAUCUCGCGCGCAUAUCCGGGAGUUUGCGUCGACUGACAGCGAGAGUUUGUUCAACCUCACCGCUGCCUUUCUGCAGGAAUAAUGUUUUAUACUCACAAAGUUUCAGUCAAUCUGCAACUGCUGCCAGAUGUCUUACAAGAGACUCACGUUACAGAAGCAGUAACAGACAUUACGCCUCAUCGUCAGCACAUGAAACCGUUCGUAUCGGAUGCGCGUCAGGGUUUUGGGGCGAUACCGCAACGUCAGUUCCUCAGCUCAUAUAUGGUGGGAAAUUGGAUUUCCUUGUGUUUGAUUAUCUGUCUGAAAUCACCAUGUCACUGCUCUCAGCAGCCAAAGCUAAAGCACCUAAUAUGGGAUAUGCUCCUGAUUUUGUCCUUUCCCUUUCUCCAUUCAUCAAGGAUAUCGGCAAGAAAGGUAUCCGUGUGGUCAGUAACGCUGGAGGUGUUAAUCCUCUUGCCUGUGGAGCAGCUCUACGGGAAGUAGUUCAAAAGGCGGGACUUGACUUGAAGGUAGCUGUGGUGACUGGUGAUGACCUGAUGUCACAGAAAGGCUUUCUGACUGAACUCAGGAUGACUGAUUCAGAGGAAAAGAAACCACUUCCAAAGACCGUCCACAGCAUGAAUGCGUAUUUGGGCGCCCUCCCAAUUAAACGGUGCCUGGACCUCGGGGCUGAUAUUGUAGUGACAGGACGUUGCGUGGACAGUGCUGUGGUUCUUGGACCUCUGAUGCAUUCGUUUUCAUGGGACUGCAAAAACUAUGACCUGUUGGCUGCUGGAAGCCUUGCUGGUCACUUGAUUGAGUGUGGUGCACAGGCCACAGGAGGGAUUUUCACAGACUGGCACAUGGUUCCUGACUGGGAUAACAUGGGCUUCCCAGUGGUGGAAUGUUCUGCUGAUGGGUCGUUUACAUUGUCCAAACCCCCAAAAACCGGUGGGCUGGUUUCAUUUGCUACAGUGGCAGAGCAAUUAGUGUAUGAGAUCGGAGACCCACAGCGUUACCUCCUGCCUGACGUCACAUGUGACUUUUCCAAUGUCACCAUCACUGAGAUACCAGAUGUGGAUGGUGGAGCAGUUAAAGUAGAUGGUGCCAAAGGAUCACCUCCAUCACCUGACUAUAAGGUUUGUGCCACGUAUAUGGAUGGGUUCAGGGCGACGGCAGUUUGUCCUGUUGGUGGUCCGAGAGCUGUGGAAAAAGCCAGAAGAACAGCAGAAAGCAUUAUUAAAAGGACUCAGCGAAUUUUCAAACAGCUUGGUUUAGAGGACUAUGCUGAAGUCAACAUUCAAGUUCUGGGUGCUGAGGACACAUAUGGACCACAUGCGGUCGAUACAGCUCCUCGUGAGGCUGUGGUUUGGAUGGCCGUCCAUCACAACCAGAAGAAAGCGCUGGAGUUUUUCUCCAGAGAGGUGGCACCAGCAGGAACAGGCAUGGCUCCAGGGCUCACAGCUAUUGUGGGCGGACGACCAAGAAUAUCACCAGUGCUGAAACCUUUCUUUUUUCUGCACCCCAAAGCAGAUCUGGAGGUGCACAUUCAUGUGAAUGGGGAGUUUGUGGAGACACACAGAGAGACAGGAUCAGAGCCUUCAUUAGCUGAAGGACACAACCCCUCCCUUCUCUCAGAGGAACACAACCCAACACCCACAGAUUUGCCCUCUGGCCCACAUACCUUCAGACUGGAGGAGUUAGCAUACACGCGCAGUGGAGACAAAGGGGACUCCUCAAACAUCGGCGUUAUUGCAAGACACCCACUGUUUUUCCCCUACCUGAAAAAGUGUUUAACUGCUGAAGUUGUGGAGCAGUAUUUCCAACAUUUGAUCAGAAAGGAUAAGACUGAUCUACCCUCCGUCAUACGGUACGAACUGCCUGGCAUUCAUGGUCUGAACUUCGUGCUUCCAAACUCACUUGGAGGGGGAGGGGUGGCGUCACUGCGCAGCGACCCUCAGGGAAAAGCCUACGGGCAAAUGCUGCUCGACUACAAACUGAAAGGCCUUCCUGAUUUGAAAUCACUGGUCGAUUAAAAAGGAUAAGGACUGAAUGAUGUCAGGGUGUGUGUUGAGACAUUUCAGACAUUUCAUAUAAAAAGUGCUAUAAAUGGAUAAUGUCAGUAAUGUUUGAAAAUGCCCAGGUGGAUCAUAUUAUGAACCUUGCGUGAUGUAAACAUGUGUCUUCCAUUUUAGUUUGCGUCUACUAACAGUUCCCAAACUGUUCAAGCUAUUCCAAAGAAUGUGAACAUAUAACAUAGCCUUUUAUCUGUUUGCACAUUUUAUUAUGUAAUUAAUACCCAUAUGAAGGAUUUGUAGUACGAAUGAGCAUUAAAAAUGGCAUUUUAUCAGUGAAAA
Molecule: messenger RNA, 2943 nt
Organism: Puntigrus tetrazona (Sumatra barb)
Lineage: Eukaryota; Metazoa; Chordata; Actinopteri; Cypriniformes; Cyprinidae
Exons: 20
Coding region: 601-2622 (673 amino acids)
Source: RefSeq, a predicted model, not a curated record